Messenger RNA from Pseudoliparis swirei, 862 nucleotides. It is a transcript of the gene cby1, whose product is annotated as chibby homolog 1 (Drosophila). The transcript is spliced from 5 exons. The record is from RefSeq and is a predicted model, not a curated record. Bases 112 to 489 code for a protein of 125 amino acids. NCBI's taxonomy places the organism in Eukaryota, Metazoa, Chordata, Actinopteri, Perciformes, Liparidae.
CGCGUUAAUGCUUUAAAUUAAUAGUCUGUAUGGAGGUAAAUAUGAACAUAAGAUAACCACUCUCAGUGAAAAACAGUUACUAACCCACAUGACCUGAAGAAAUCGCUAAAGAUGACGCUCUUUGGAAACACGUUCAGUCCGAAGAAGAUUCCACCCCGAAAAUCUGCGUCUCUAUCCAGCCUUCACACGUUGGAUCGUUCAACGAGAGAAAUAGAACUGGGCCUCGAGUAUGGACCUCCUAUGAUGAACCUUGGAGGUCAAAGUUGGAAAUUCGAAGAGGGGCAGUGGAUAUCAGAAUCAGGUGGAAAUGGGUCCGGUAGGGAAUUGCAGCGGCUUAAAAAAAGAAAUGUCCAGCUGGAAGAAGAGAACAACCUCCUGAAACUUAAAAUUGAAAUUCUCUUGGACAUGCUGACCGAGACUACUGUGGAGUACCACCUAAUAGAGAAAGAAGUGGAAGAUAUAAAGACUCAACAUCGAAGGAAGAAAUGACAAAUCCGAUCUGAUGCCUUCACCACAAGAAAUGUUCUUCGUUCUCUGAGAACUUGAAGUUUGUUGAUAUAAAAAAAGAGCGGUUACUUUGUUUUUUAUCCGUACGUACAGAAUUAAGUGCCCAUAUUUUUUGCAUAAUGUGUUUUUUGCACUUGUAUUUAAUCAAAAAAGCAGGUACUACAUAAUCGGAUUUUGUGUCUACUUUUAUUUGUUCCGUUCUACAUUUCUAACUGUAAAUCUGAAACAACUGUAAACAUUGUUAAAGAAACAGCAUCAUUUCUACAUCUGUAUGGCAAGUACUGGCCACCAAUUUUUGUAUUUAUUGUAUUUUCUAUUCAGAUUAAAAGUCCAAUUAAUUGUGGCGUUAUUGUCA